AAUUCAAAACAUUAUUGUAACACAUGUGGAAAACACAUAUUUUAUGACUUUUUCAUUUAUAAAAUCUUCUAAGAACCCAUUCUUUUACCAGUUCAUUCAUCAUCAUCUUCCAUGGCAUCCAUGUCUUCUUUGAAAAUGAUUUCUUCCCCCAAACUUUCCUACUCAAGUUCUACCUCUCCUCUUCAAACCCAAAACCAACUAGUUUCUUCUAGGCUCUCUCUAUCCUUCCCAAGUAAAAAUUUCAACACUUCAACCACCCAACUAGUAUCUACUAAAUCCACAAGAACUUCAAAGAACUCCACAACCACUGCAUUCUUCUUCAAUAAGCAAAAGGAACAUCAAGAAACUUCAAAGCCAGCUAAAGUUCAAGAACUGUUUGUGUAUGAGAUCAAUGAACGUGAUAGAGGAAGUCCUGCAUAUCUUAGACUAAGUCAAAAAUCAACAAACUCUCUUGGAGAUUUAGUACCAUUCAGCAACAAACUGUACUCAGGAAACUUAGAGAAAAGGCUAGGAAUAACUUCAGGCUUAUGUAUACUGAUCCAACAUGUACCUGAGAAAAAGGGUGAUAGAUAUGAAGCUAUUUACAGCUUCUACUUUGGUGAUUAUGGUCAUAUAGCAGUUCAAGGACCUUAUUUAACAUACCAAGAUACAUAUCUAGCUGUAACAGGUGGUUCUGGAAUCUUUGAAGGUGUUUCUGGCCAAGUUAAACUUCAACAACUUGUGUUCCCAUUUAAGCUAUUCUACACUUUUUACUUGAAGGGUAUUGCUGAUUUGCCAGCUGAUUUACUUGGAAAGCCUGUUGAACCAUCACCAAGUGUUGAACCUUCUCCUGCUGCUAAGGCUACUGAGCCUCAGGCCAGUUUACCAAACUUCACCAACUAAUCAUAAUGAGCUUUUAAUUUUUGAACUAAAAAUAAAUUGUAAUAGUUGUUUCUUGUUCUGUCAUUCAAUUUUAGUCUUGUUUUGUGUACUGUUUUUUAGAAGUGGAUGUGGUUCAUGUAUUAGGUUAUGUUAAUUAUAAUUGGAAUUUUAAAAUCAAUUUUUAUCAUCACUUAUUUUGAGCUUA
Molecule: messenger RNA, 1066 nt
Organism: Trifolium pratense (red clover)
Lineage: Eukaryota; Viridiplantae; Streptophyta; Magnoliopsida; Fabales; Fabaceae
Product: allene oxide cyclase, chloroplastic-like
Exons: 3
Coding region: 112-882 (256 amino acids)
Biological process (GO): jasmonic acid biosynthetic process
Molecular function (GO): allene-oxide cyclase activity
Source: RefSeq, a predicted model, not a curated record